AUGAACCUUAAUUUUGAAUUGGGGAAAUAUUCCAAUUUUGAUUUCAGAGCUGCCUCAGAAUGGAUAGCCAAACAUUCUAUUGGCAAAAAAAGACUGGUUAUUGCAUUACAGUUUUCUGAAUCUGAUGUUAAAUAUGCACCAAGAAUUCAAUUUCUUAUGGAAGAGCAAAUAAAUUGCAUAGUUUCAAACGAAGGCAGUUCCAAAGAUCAGUGCAAUAUUCGAUUUUUUGUUUUAUGCGAUGUUGCGAACCCAAAAUGUUGCUUAGAUGUCUUGAACAUCAAAAAGUCACAUUCGGAUUUAGUAAUACACUUUGGGUACAGUUGUUACCAUAAUAUUGGGUAUUUCAAACUACCUGUUUACUUUAUCCCGUCUUCCUCAGAUUUUUUUGAAGUUUCAGACCCUAUCAUUUUCCGUGAGAUUGCACAUUUUUUGCAUGAACACCUCAAAAAUAAACUUAAUGAGCAAAAUAACUCCUCUAAAACAAUUAAUGUGAUCUUUUCAUUCCAAGGCAUAUUAAAAGAUAAGUUUCAAUCAAUAUUAUUGGAUGAAAUAAGAAAGUUGGGUUUGAAUGAAUAUAAUGACAAAAAAAAAGCUUUCUUGUACCUACUUUCUCCAAUUAAUGUUACAGACUGUUUUCAAAAUAAAGACCUGGAAUUUAUUUUUGAUUUACUUUUGACCAAAAUAGGGCACGAUAAAGAUUUGAAACUGGACGAAUUAGAGAAAGAGAAUUCCCAGAAAUCCAAUAAUGAAAAUUCAAAUGCUUCUGUAAUGUUCUUCCAUUUUAUUUCCAAAGAUAAUAAAUAUUCCAAUCUUCCAAAUUCUUUUCUAGAAAGAAUUAUCUUAAGAUACAAUCAAAUAUUUGAAAUUUUUUUAUGUCAAACAAAUGAUUCAACCUCUAAAAUAGAGCUAAACUUAAACGCUUUGGAUGAAUUAAACUCUAUUAUAUCUAAAAGGUUUAUUUCAAUUGAAAAGGCAAAGUCAAUCCAUACUACAAACCACGUUGCUUUUGUGAUCACUCCUGGAAUAACACCAACGGAGUGGAAAGUUAUUGAAUUUUUUAAAAGGCACAAAUAUAGGCGAAAUACGGAUAAUGGAAACAAAGUAAAUAUUGAAACUCACAUAAUUUCUUUAACAGGAGUGAGUGAAGUCAAGCUUAGAAACUUUCCAGAUAUUGAUAUUUUCUGUUUUUUUGGUUGUUCCGAAUAUUUUUUAUCCCAUAUUAUUAAGAAACUCAGUUUGAAAACUCCAAUUAUUCUUACGCCAUUUGAGUAUCUGGUGUUUCUUGGAGUUAAAGAAUGGAGUACAUGUCAUUUAAGUGUAUCUGAUUUACAAUUUCCUAAUAUAAAUGAAGUAAAUCAUUCUACUUCCACUCAUUUGUCUGAUUCAGAUGACUCUGAAAUAGACCAAGAUCUUUCAAAAUUGUCAAUCGAAUGUUCAGAGACAUUUAGUAAUAACAAACUUGCCACCAAAUCUGUAUCUUAUUGUCUACAUAAUAUUGAUAAGAAAACUAGAAACCUAUUAAUAUCUCUAAGUUCAAUUAAAAAUAAACAUGAAAACACCUACUUUGGCCUCAAUCCUUUGGAAAAUACCGACCAUAUACCUACUAUUACUUGUGGAAGAGAUGGAAUUGCAUCUAUGUAUAACAACGAAACUAAAUAG
Messenger RNA from Cryptosporidium ubiquitum, 1659 nucleotides. RefSeq lists its product as uncharacterized. NCBI's taxonomy places the organism in Eukaryota, Apicomplexa, Conoidasida, Eucoccidiorida, Cryptosporidiidae. Gene Ontology annotation, molecular function: 2-(3-amino-3-carboxypropyl)histidine synthase activity. The transcript has a single exon. The coding region runs from base 1 to 1659 and encodes 552 amino acids. The record is from RefSeq and is a predicted model, not a curated record. Gene Ontology annotation, biological process: protein histidyl modification to diphthamide.